Messenger RNA from Strongylus vulgaris, 558 nucleotides. NCBI's taxonomy places the organism in Eukaryota, Metazoa, Nematoda, Chromadorea, Rhabditida, Strongylidae. The record is from the annotation of a GenBank genome assembly.
AUGCUCGGGUAUCGACUGCCACCACCGAUGGAUUGCCCUAUUGCCUUGCAUCGACUUAUGUUGUGGUGUUGGCGUCUAGACCGACAUGAGCGACCAACUUUUGCACAGAUUCUCGCUAUCCUCGAGAAGUACACUCAAAAUCCAGAUUUCAUACACGUGGACAAUGUUUCAUUUACUGCAAAAAGGCAUGCGAGCUCAACAGUAAAUAUCAGCAGUAGUGCGUUCGGCAAGCCAAAUAGCUCACUGGCGAGUCCGAUGCUGAUGAGUAUAUCGCCUUCGUCAUUACCCACUUUGGAGGACUUUAUGAGAUCUUUAAAUUUGACUCAUUGCGUGGAUAAACUUAAUAAAGAAGGUGUCUUCACAAUUAGCGAUCUGGCUCAGAGAAGUCAUUUGGAUUUGUUAGCCAUAGGCUUGAUUUCGGAAGAAUAUCAGCGCAUAAGAAGUGCUUUAUGCCAAUUGCAAAAUAUCACGCCGGGGCGAGCAUCUGAUACCGCAACGUUGCCGCUUAGAUCAGCGACGGUCAGGCCGGCACGGCAUGAUGAUGGCUUCUUCGUCUAG